UAAUGGUUCAGGCUCAGAAUGCAGGCUAUGAUGAACUAGCCCUGAGCAAAUGAAACAGACAGGUAUAUAUAGGGAGAUAAUGAGAGGCAACAAGAAUCAGGUGAGAAACAAUCAGGGAGUGGAACACAGGUGAAACGAAUGACAGGGAAUGAAUGGGGAGACACGGACUACGGAAAGCAAAGAGGUUAACAAAAGGCCAAAACGCUGUGGACUUAUAAAGAAAAACACAGAACCUGGCAAAGAGAAGCUAAACUCUGUCUCUGUCAGAGAAACUAGUCUGUCUGUGUCAGUGUGAGCAGUGAAAUGGCUGAAGGUGGAGGUUUACUGGAUCAGGACCAGUUCAGCUGUUCGAUCUGUCUGGAUCUACUGAAGGAUCCGGUGACUAUUCCCUGUGGACACAGUUACUGUAUGGGCUGUAUUAAGGGCUACUGGGAUCAGGAUGAUCAUACUGGUGUCUACAGCUGUCCCCAGUGCAGACAGACCUUCACCCCAAGGCCUGUUUUAAAAAUGAACACCUUGGUGGCUGAAGUGGUGGAGAAACUGAAGAAGACAGGACUCCAAGCUGCUCCUCCUGCUCACUGUUACGCUGGACCUGGAGACGUGGUGUGUGAUGUCUGCACUGGGAGAAAGCACAAAGCCGUCAAGUCCUGUCUGGUGUGUCUGGCCUCUUACUGUGAAACUCACCUCAAACUUCAUUAUGAGCUGAACCCAGGUAAGAGACACAAGCUGACCGAUGCCUCUGGAAACCUGCAGAAGACGAUCUGCUCUCAUCAUGACGAACCGCUGAAGAUUUACUGUCGUACCGAUCAGCAGUGUAUCUGUAUGCUGUGUGUGAUGUAUGAACACAGAGGCCAUGAUACAGUCUCAGCUGCAGCAGAAAGGACUGAGAAACAG
Molecule: messenger RNA, 894 nt
Organism: Conger conger (European conger)
Lineage: Eukaryota; Metazoa; Chordata; Actinopteri; Anguilliformes; Congridae
Product: E3 ubiquitin/ISG15 ligase TRIM25-like
Exons: 2
Molecular function (GO): zinc ion binding
Source: RefSeq, a predicted model, not a curated record